Messenger RNA from Lachancea sp. 'fantastica', 1569 nucleotides. Lineage: Eukaryota; Fungi; Ascomycota; Saccharomycetes; Saccharomycetales; Saccharomycetaceae. The record is from the annotation of a GenBank genome assembly.
AUGGCAGGUUUGGGCGCCGUGGUGCGCAAUUACAGAUUCGUAAUUGGAUCACUCACAGCGACCAUGCUGAUACUACUUCUGAGAUCGUCCUCCAGCUCUUCGGGAGUAUUUCAAAUGUCGCCAAAACUGGACGAUGACACAGUAAGCUCGCUUCCCAUCAAUUCUACGCCAGGAUACAUCGACGAUGCUGCGUCGACCAAGAAAAACCCUUCCGUUGAAGAUGCUGUAAAGCAAGGCCUCACUCAGGCGUCAGGUAAAAAAUAUUCCAACUCUGCAAAAUGCGACAAAGACCAUCAAUUCAUCAUAAUGAUCGAUGCAGGUUCGACCGGCUCGAGAGUUCACGUAUAUGAAUUCGAUGUUUGCACGAAACCACCGACCUUGAUCGCCGAAACGUUUGAAGCGGUCAAGCCCGGUCUUUCGUCGUAUGACACCGACACUGUGGGUGCAGCAAAAUCCUUGGAUGGAUUGCUAGACAAGGCAUUGGAAGUUAUCCCCAAGAAUCAACAUCGGUGCUCGCCUGUUGCAGUCAAGGCCACUGCAGGUUUGAGGAAGCUCGGUACCGCGAAAUCUGACAAGAUUCUAGAGGCAGUCAAGACGCAUUUAGAAAACGACUAUCCAUUCCCAUUGCUGAAAAAAGAUGGUGUUGUGGUGAUGAGCGGAGAAGAAGAAGGUGUGUACGCAUGGAUCACUGCCAACUUUUUGUUGGGAAACAUUGGGGCUGGCAACAAGUUGCCAACGGCCGCUACGUUUGACCUUGGCGGGGGCUCUACGCAGAUCGUAUUCGAGCCCAGCUUCCCUCCCAACGAGAAGAUGGCCGAAGGUGAACAUAAGUACACGUUGAAAUUCGCAGAAGACACUUACACACUAUACCAAUUCUCGCAUCUGGGGUACGGUUUGAUGGAGGGUAGAAACAAGGUCAACGCGCUAUUGGUAGAGACGGCUUUGAAAGAUGGACGCAUUGAUAAAUCCGAUAAGAAAGUCACGCUGACAUCACCAUGUCUAGCACCCGGCGCUGUAGCGUCUGGUGUUGAAGUUCAGUUAGCAAAUGGCGACGAAUACAUUGUUACUUUCAAGGGCCCUGUGACACCUGCCGGAGCUCAAUGUCGUUCCCUGACUGACUCAGUCUUGAAGAAGGAAGCGAAGUGUUCAUUGCCACCUUGCUCAUUUAACGGUGUGCACCAGCCUUCUUUGGUGUCUACUUUCAAAGAAUCCAAUGAUCUAUACAUCUUCUCGUAUUUCUACGAGAAGACACAUCCUUUGGGGUUGCCACGCUCCUUCACGCUUCAAGAACUUGCCGAUUUGGCCCGUAUGGUUUGUAGUGGCCAAGAAGUGUGGGAUAGUGUGUUCAGCGGAAUUGAGGGUUCGGUCUCGCAGCUCGAGAAAGAGCCCCAGUGGUGUCUCGACUUGACAUUCCAAGUGUCCCUACUUCAUACCGGCUACGACAUUCCUCUCAACCGUGAACUCAAGACCGCGGAGAAACUUGCCGAUAGCGAGCUCGUAUGGUGUCUGGGCGCCUCGCUCCCAUUACUCGACGGCGAGAAUUGGAGCUGUCAGAUCUCUGAGAACUGA